Messenger RNA from Photinus pyralis (common eastern firefly), 3219 nucleotides. RefSeq lists its product as uncharacterized. NCBI's taxonomy places the organism in Eukaryota, Metazoa, Arthropoda, Insecta, Coleoptera, Lampyridae. The record is from RefSeq and is a predicted model, not a curated record. Gene Ontology annotation, biological process: DNA integration; proteolysis. The transcript has 2 exons. The coding region runs from base 4 to 2868 and encodes 954 amino acids. Gene Ontology annotation, molecular function: aspartic-type endopeptidase activity; nucleic acid binding.
CUGAUGGUAUCAAACUUACUGGGCAAGAUGAUGGGUGCUCCGGCAGUCGAGAAAGAGGACGCGGAACAGCUGAAACGGCUUCAUGACACAAUCCGUGGGUGUCUCGAAGCAAUAAAUAAUUUGGGGACAGACACAGCAUCAUGGGAUACAAUUGUAAUAAAAAUUGUAUCAGACAAAUGGGAUGUUGAAACCAACAAGCUGUUCGAGCAGUCACUGAAGCAACCAAGUCAAAUACCCAAAUUAGAAGAAGUGAUGGAGUUCUUGAAGUUGCGGUUCCAGUCCUUGGAGGCAUCAGAACAAAGACCAAAACAAUUCCAAGAGCAAUCAACAUCGAAGUCAAGAUGGCAACCCACCAGCGCAAUUACAUGUUACUACUGCAAACAACAUCAUUCCAUGGAAAGGUGCCCGAAAUUUCAGACGCUUGCAGCACCACAAAAGAUGAAGAUCGUUAGGGAACAGCAGCUGUGCAUCCGGUGCAUGAAACAUCAUCAACAAUACAAGUGUUAUUCCACAAUUAACUGUGCAACAUGCAGCAGACCACACCAUACCAUGCUGCACACCCCAUACAACGGAACAUCAACACAGGCUACAAGACCAGCGAAAUCAGCCUCCCACGCAGUCACAAGGUCGGGACAGAUGGAGACGAAAAGACAAGACCACCAAGUGUUGUUGGCAACCGCAAUGGUGAGAGUCCAGGAUAUAAUGGGCGAUCAGCAAGUGCUGAGGGUUUUGGUGGAUCCAGGGUCACAAGCAUCCUUCAUCACCGAACAAGCGGCCCAGGAACUGAAGCUACCAAGAACCAAGAUAACUGCGAUGGUUUCGGGGCUUGGAAAUAAUGAACCGAAGACAGCAAGGUCCCAAGUUAUGGUUCAUCUGCAGCCACGGCACUCAAGUAAAUACAUGUUAACAACAGAGCUGAUCGUGCUACCCAAAAUUACCGAAAAUUUACCACGGCAAUCAUUCAAGAUGGAAAUGGAAUCUUGGCAAAAUGUGGUACUGGCAGAUCCAACCCUAAACAUCCCAGGUCCAAUAGACAUUUUAUUAGGAGCACACGAUUAUGCAAAAAUAAUAAUGGAAGGGAUCAAGAAGACAGAAAGCGAGCUACUUGGACAACAGACGCAGUUCGGAUGGGUUAUAUCUGGACAAAUCACGUAUCCAGCAAAGAAGGGGAGACCGGUACUAGGAAUGGUAUCGGUGAUUAAUGAGGACAAACAAUUAGCCAAAUUUUGGGAACUGGAGGAGGUAGAUGUCCCAAUUCGACAGAGCGAAGAAGAUCAAUGGUGUGAAGACCAUUAUGUUGCCACCACCACCAGAGGUCCAGAUGGAAGAUAUACCGUCAGAAUACCAUUCAAGGAGGAACCAAAAGAAAUGGCAAAAUCGCGGCCACUUGUAGCAACACGAGCAAUUCACCUGGAGGUUGUUAGUGAUAUGACAACAGAGGCAUUCAUUGCAGCACUAAAAAGAUUCACGGCCAGGAGAGGACGUUGUCAGCACAUAUACAGUGACAAUGGUACCAAUUUCGUGGGUGCCAGCAAAAUUCUGGAACAAGUUCAACCCAUCGUGCAAGGGAAGGAUGUUCAAGAAGAAUCCACUUCUAUUGGAACGCAAUGGCAUUUCAUCCCACCAGCAAGUCCACAUAUUGGUGGAAUCUGGGAGAGUGGCGUCAAGUCACUUAAAUAUCACCUGAGACGAGUAAUAGGCGAGGCGACGUUAACAUACGAAGAAUUAGCCACGUUAACUCAACAGAUAGAGGCGUGUCUAAAUUCGAGGCCAUUAAUUAACACCGGAGAAGUAGUAGAUGACAGCAUGCUAUUAACACCGGCGCACUUUCUGAUUGGAAAACCUAUAUUAGAGCCGUUUGAAGAAACAGGAGACAACAAUGUCAAUCUGCCCAGUAGCAUGGAAAUUUUGGCACAUCCAAUAAAACGAACAAUGGUGCAACGGAAUGACACUCACAUACGCGUGUUCGGAGUGUUUGUGGUGGCAGAGAUCACGGAAUACGUGAUUAUGAAGAUCACCCCCAUUCCUUUAAAGAUGGAAGAUUCAACCGUUUGGGAAUUAAGUACAGACAACAACAUAAUUAGCGUUGACUACAACAAUCAAUUAUACUUCGAAUUAACGGACGAAGAAUUCAAGAACAGCAUUAAGAUAGAGAAGCACAAAUUUCUAUGUGCACCUACAGUAGUAAAAAAGAUGGAAGACAGCCCUAACUGCAUCAUAAGGGAAAUUUACAACCAUACGGAGAACAGCAAUUGUAACAUUCAACAGCAUACAAUUACCAGCACCAUAUGGAAACAACUUUACAUGGAAAACACGUGGAUGUUUAUUACCAAACAACCCACAAGAGUGGCAAUCAUAUGCAACGGACGUCGACAGGAGGUUAUGUUAAACAAUACGGGAAUCAUCAACCUAUCCCAGGAUUGUCGACUACAAACGAGGCAAAGCAUCUUAAACCCGAGAAGAGAUAAAUCUAUAAUGGUACUCGGCAGUUACAUCAAACACGUUAAUAUCAGUACUCAACAUACCAAGAGGCACCCACACCACGUACAUCCACUGGAAGAACCUGUAGUGAAGGCCGGAGAACAGUUGAACCAGCUAAGGGAUAAGGAGCAAGAACUACAAAAUCACAUUAGGGAAACUGCAUGGCAGAAAGUAACAACACAUUCAAUGAUGACGAGCACUCUAACUACCAUAAUAAUCAUUACGGCAUCAUUGGCUAUUGGAGGAGGUUAUAUCUGGUAUAAACGACGACAACAACCAUCCCGGCAAACAACAGAAGACAUAAAGAUGGAACCAAUAAUAUAUGCUCAACCAGAAACACAAGGGCAGAACACCGUUGGAGCUGUCGCGAGUCGGCAGAAUGUUUAAUAUUCAUCAAACAAGAAUUUAGUUUCGCGUAAAUACGACCUAGAAUAGUUGCAUUACAACAAUUGGCAAGUAAGCAGUUAAGCAAGAGUAACAAUAAAUUAUUAUCGUAGGUUUUAUGUAGAGCAAUUAGGAAAUGGGUUGUAGGAAAUUGUAUACUAUUAAUAACGUUGUCAUCAAAAUAUGUAGAGUAGGUAAUUGCAAUGUGCACAAUCAUUCUGUAUAUAAACUGUACAAAAAGUAGAAUAAAGCGACUAUUGAAUAAAACGUCUUUAGUUCACCUGCAUCUGAGCGUCCAGGCCAUAAUUUGGGGAAUGAGGCCGUUCUCCACUCAGUGCAGUUUAAUAAUAUCCC